GGCUGAGUUACAUUUUUGGAGUCACGUGAUCUGCUCCUGUGACGUGGGUACUACGUGAUAGCGAAUCGGCGAAUAAUCAUCCACAUCGGACCACAAGCGCGCCACAAAAAAUUACAAACGUGGUGACAAACAUAGUGUUCCGAUAGAUGUCGCCUUUUGAACAGGGCAUUCGACUAUGGAAGAAAACGAGCGGACUGAUAACAGUGGAAAUCCUCAACAAUCAAUCGUGCACGUCACCCUCAAUCAUCCCAUACAAGUCGUAACAGCCGGUGGCCUAUCCGAGAGCGAGGAACUAGAAGAGGAGCGCCGACGGCGAGAAGUUUUGGCCCGACGUCCAUCUUAUAGGAAGAUACUGCACGAGAUAGCCGGCGACGAUCAACUCAAAGGAGAUCAUCACGACGAAGAUUCAAAUAGUGGUCUUAGCGAUACUGGAAGUGAAACAAACCUUCAGCAGCCUGUCAUUCCAGCUCACAUUCAGCUGGUAUCAGAUACCAGUGGUGUACAAACAAUUACUAUGACAAAUUCAACAUCACCAACACCAAAUGGUUCUACUAUUGUUCAGUACGCCCAAAGUCCUGAAGGGCAACAAUAUUUCAUUCCUGUUUCUGUUGCUGGAACUCCAGGUCAAACGUAUCAGUUAACCACGGCAAACUCCCUCCAAUCUUCACCGAACGUAACAGAAGAGGCUAGUCGCAAGAGAGAACUUAGACUUUUAAAGAAUAGAGAAGCUGCUCGAGAAUGUAGGCGAAAGAAGAAAGAAUAUGUCAAAUGUCUCGAGAAUAGGGUAGCAGUCCUCGAGAAUCAAAAUAAAGCGUUGAUAGAGGAGCUAAAGAAUUUAAAAGAACUGUAUUGCUCCAAAGAUGAUGUAGCUUAACAUGCGAGUUUAAUGACAAUUUUCCUCUCUUUGUUUUCAAGCUGGUGCUUAAAAAAAUGUAUAUAUAUAUAUAUAUAUUUGUAUAUAUAUAUAUAUGUAUACAGUAUAUAUAUAUAUUAAUCUCUCUAAUAUGUAAAUCUAAUCUUUGUAAAUAUUGUGCGCAAAUUGUAGAGCAAUCUGUACAGUUUGUUGUUUCAAUUGUUUUGUCUGUGAUGUUUGAGAAUGGUUCAAUAAGUAUAUCUAAUUUAUUAAACAGCUCUUUCGAGCAGAUUUUUGUCAAAAUUCAACUUAGUAGGUUCAACAGCUUUACGAUAGAAAAACAGUACCGUUCUCUGAACGGGAUAGGUACGCCAAAAUAUGAAAAGUGAUAUUAUAGCUAGGACAAUAUAAUACUCUCUCAAAGGCAAUCGACAGCUUCCUUUAUCCUUUACCAAAUCGUAGAUGUAAUUAUAAGUUUCGUCCUCAGAUUUCUGCACUACAGCCGGAAGAGGCUUAUUUAAUAUUUCUUUUAGACUGGCUUCAUCCUCAUCAUUAUAGCGUUGCCGUUUCUGUUCUGGCGAUUUUUUCUUGAAGGCUUGCGGUUUAGCGGCAGGUUGAAUUUUUUGUAUGAAGCUUUCAUCUUCACGGCCUAUUCUUUUGGCGUGUAGCUGAGCUUUGGGAACUGGAGCUGGAGCCCAAGAAUCUUUUCUUAAACUUUCAAUCGAACAUGCAAGACUAAUGAUAUAUAUUGAUAUUAGAAGCAAACUCAUUUCUGUCUUGUUAACUCUAGUUGAAGUAAAGAGUAAUUAGAGUAUAAUAAAGCUUCAAAUCUCUCCCAGAGUAACGUGAAUAAAUUAAUUUAAUAUUAUUUUUUUGUAUUGUAGGCCUAAAGCUGUAUUACAACAUCAACCCCUUGUUACAUAUUCCAUCUCUCUCCCUUUUUCAAAG
This is a messenger RNA of Dimorphilus gyrociliatus, 1801 nucleotides long. Lineage: Eukaryota; Metazoa; Annelida; Polychaeta; Dinophilidae. The record is from the annotation of a GenBank genome assembly.